CACGGAGACAGUAACACAUGCACGGAAGAUCACACAGGCCGGUGACAGCAUCAAACCUUCCGUUCCUCAUUCCGCAGUACAUCAAAUCUGUGCUGUCCCAGCUGUGACAGAUCGAGCAGAGACACCCAAGAUGACCCUCCUGUUCCUGCUGGUCUUGACUAGACUCCUCAUCAGCACUGGAAAUGCUGAUGUGCAUGGAGGGAGAGGACAAUCCAUCACUCUGCCUGUAGACAAACCAGACAUACAUUUAGACAAUGUUCAGUGGAUACACAACAACACAGUCAUUGCUCAUUUGUAUCAAGGGGAGCCACCAGGGUGCCUUCAUGACAACAUGGUGCUGGACGAUAAAACAUUUUCUCUAACCAUAUCAGACCUUCAGCUGAAUGCUAUGGGCUCAUACAAGUUUAAUGCAGACGGCCUUGACACAGCACUUGUCUACCAGGUUGUUGUUUUUGAUCUUGUCCAGAAGCCCAUUAUUAUUCCACACUGCAACUCCACUAGCUGCACCCUAAACUGUACAGGGGCGGAUAAGGAAAAGACUGAGGUCAGCUGGACAGAUAGCAAAGGGGGAAAGGAGUCUGGUCCAGUUUGGGUUGUGGAGAGGAGUGAACAUCUGAAUGUGAUCUACACCUGCAACUCCAGUAAUCCAGUGAGCUGGAAAACCAACAGCAUCUCAGAGAGAGACAUGUUAGAAUCCAUUGGCAGAAAACAUUUGAUGGUUUGGGUAACAUUGGCCCUCCUCACACUAGUGAUCUCACUACUAAUGUGGAGGUGCUGUGUCAGGCGGACACCGAUUGAUGGAGUUGGCCACAGGUGGAUGAGUCUACACUUCUUUCCUGGGACCAAACAGGUCUCCACCGUUCCUGUCUAACUGAGGGACGGCUACAGCAGCCAAGAGUGUCUCUGCCUCGGUGGUCAUCGGCCAGAAAGGUCACCAUUGCAGCUCCCCAACAGUGGCCUGAGAGCCCGGGUGUGUUGGAGGAGUGAAGCCGCUGGCAAACAAGGCCGUGCUCACACGUUGGGGAUCUUCAGCAUCCCAGCUGACAUCAGGGACUCUCUGUUAACAGCUUGGAGACUCAACACUGAGGGUCCUCUGUGCCAUCAGGAGGCCACUACCCUGCUAUUGUGUUCCAGCCCUGAUGAUUCAGAGACUGUAAGCGCUUUCAGACAUACGUGUAAGACCGGAGGUUCUGCCGAUGUUAAACGGUGGGGCCGUAUAUCU
This is a messenger RNA of Alosa sapidissima (American shad), 1222 nucleotides long. Its product is annotated as CD48 antigen-like. The transcript is spliced from 6 exons. The record is from RefSeq and is a predicted model, not a curated record. The coding region runs from base 131 to 871 and encodes 246 amino acids. NCBI's taxonomy places the organism in Eukaryota, Metazoa, Chordata, Actinopteri, Clupeiformes, Clupeidae.